Dendrobium catenatum is the source of this 810-nucleotide messenger RNA. Its product is annotated as calcium-transporting ATPase 4, endoplasmic reticulum-type-like. Gene Ontology annotation, molecular function: nucleotide binding. Lineage: Eukaryota; Viridiplantae; Streptophyta; Magnoliopsida; Asparagales; Orchidaceae. The record is from RefSeq and is a predicted model, not a curated record.
GUUUGAUUUGGCUUGCAAGUGUUCCAACUCAAGAUUCAGGAGGAACUUUGGAUUUGAAUGAAUCAAAUCUUUUCCUUGAUUUGACUGAUAUGGUGCGUGCUGAUACUGAAUUUGGAGUGAUGGGUCUUGCAUUUCAUCCAAAUUUUACUAAAAAUGGACAUUUAUUUGUUUCAUUUAAUUGUGAUAAAGUACAAGUAGCAAGUUGCUCUGGAAGAUAUCAAAGUGUUGUAUCAGAAUUUAUCGCUAACAGUUCCUCAUCAACACCUUCAGAGGCAACAUCUACUGUCAGGUUGGUUGAAGGAUCUAAAUCUCUAAUUUUACAAGCUGUUCACGAGAUGUCAAUGAUUGCCUUACGUUGUCUGGGAGUUGCCUACAAGGACGAUGUUGCUUACAUUUUUAAUUAUGACGGUGAAGGCCAUCCUGCUCAUACGCUUCUAAUUGAUUCUUCUAAUUAUGCUUUUAUAGAAAGUGAUCUCCUAUUUGCUGGUUUGGUUGGGCUGAGGGAUCGUCCACUUGAAGAAGUUUACCAAGCUAUCGAGAACUGUAAAGCAGCUAGCAAUCGAGUAAUGGCGAUAACAGGAAACCUCUCUCAGCAAUGCCUUAAUGCUCUUACUUCUUUCAACAUGACAUUAUUGCAAAGUUUUUGGGACUUCCAAAAGGCCACUCCAGAGGAAGGAAAUAUUGAGAACAAAAUUUUUGAUCCAGGAAUCUGUCUUCUGCAACUUCUUUGUCAAUAAGGCAUCUCGACGGAGUCGAGCUCUUUUUAUGCAAGGGGAGAAUGAUGUAGGAACAUCUUAGCCUAUCUUAUGC